CGAGCUUGUCUUUGCUUUAAAGCUCCGCCCCCGUGUUUACAAGACGUCAUCAGAAAGGACAUCCGGUGUCUAAUGAUGGAAGUGAUUCAGCACUCGGCAGAGAAGCUUCACACAGCGUUGGUCUCUAAUUCAAAGGAUGUGGCUACAAUUUACAGUAAAUACACAAAAGAAGAAAGGGGUCUUCUGGAAGAAGGAUUGUAUCCAGGGAAACCAGGUUCCCUUUUCCAGCCCAUCGCUGUACACUCACACUCAGACUGGAUCCUCGCUCAUCCUGAGAAGCCCCAAGACUUUGAGAGCUUCUAUCAAGACCCUUAUCGCAAGACACCAAAUGCAACCUGCAACACUAUUUACAUUCAAACUAUUGGUUCAUUUGGAGAAGUGGGGCCUCAGACAGGCCAGUAUGUUGAGUGGCUCAGAGACUACUGCCAGGCCUUUUUCUACGGGCUUUCGGUCAAGCUGCUGCCACCAGUUUCUGUGUCUGAAACAGGAUGCUCUUUCAGGGUUAACAGUGACUCACACAAUCUUCAGAUCCUCACAGGUGACUUGUUGCGAUUUCUGGGGAAGAGAAAACCAAAAGAUACUUUCUGCAUUGUUGGAAUAACAAUGAUAGACCUCUACCCCAAAGACUCCUGGAACUUUGUCUUUGGACAGGCAUCUCUCAGUAUGGGAAUGGGUGUUUUCAGCUUUGCUAGGUAUGAUGACAACUUCUACACUAGAAAUUACGCUGGCAGACUAAAGAAACGGAUUCAUCCAAGGCAGGGAGACUACUCUGUGUUUGAGGGAUACUACAGUCCACCUGUUACUAGCACUCUGCUACUUAGAUCCUGCAAGACCAUGACCCAUGAGAUUGGCCAUAUGUUUGGAAUAAGGCACUGUCAGUGGAUGAGCUGUGUCAUGCAGGGCUCUAACCACCUGGAAGAGUCUGAUCGUAGACCCUUGGAUUUCUGUCCUGUCUGCCUUCACAAACUUCACACUUCAUUUAGUUUCAAAAUCGCUGAAAGAUACAAGGCUUUACUGAACUGGAUGGAGGAAGAUCAGAGUCAGACGUCACGACCUGGAGGGGUAUCAUCUGCCUGUCAUACUACCUUCCAGUUUUCAAAACCCACCGAGGCCUUUCAUUCGUCCAAACUGUGGCUUCUGGCCAGAAGAAGGCAACUGCUUUGAGGAGCCCAUUGCUGAUGACUGUAAGGAUUCACGGUACUCUUGAAACUUGUAUAAUUGCAUUAAUUGGCCUUUCCUUAUGAUAACUCUGAACAAAGCUCUAAAGACAAAUUAACUCUUGAUUAAAGGGCUUGGCAAUAAUGUUACAAGAUGUGUGCAGAAUUUUUAUAUACAUAAUAGCAAAAGUAAUCUUUAUCUUAAAGUUGAAAGAAAACACUUCUCUGAACAUUAUUUAAUGCUGCACCUUAGAAAAGGGAAGAUUUCUUAAAAAGAUAUUUAACAUAUUUCACAAUUUGUCUAAUGAUUUGAUGCAGCAAUCCUGGGUGCCACCCAUUCACAAUAUAAUAAGUCUUGACAGAUAUGUUAACUGCAACCUCACUGGUUGAUGGUUAAUCUUCUACAUCACUGAAUAUUUUUUUCUCUGUCAUUUUUUAAUGUUAAUAAAACAAGCCACAGGUAACUACUCUUAGUUUAAACACUAAUUUAGUCUGAGUUAGCUUUCAGAUUUCAAUAAAUUCUAAGGUUGUUUUCAGUAUUUUAUAAUUGGUAAUGUGGCAUAUAUUUGAAUGUGAUUUAAAACACAAACACAUAAUAGAAAAUU
Melanotaenia boesemani (Boeseman's rainbowfish) is the source of this 1762-nucleotide messenger RNA. RefSeq names its product archaemetzincin-2 (gene amz2). Gene Ontology annotation, biological process: proteolysis. The transcript is spliced from 8 exons. Gene Ontology annotation, molecular function: metallopeptidase activity. The record is from RefSeq and is a predicted model, not a curated record. Bases 73 to 1164 code for a protein of 363 amino acids. NCBI's taxonomy places the organism in Eukaryota, Metazoa, Chordata, Actinopteri, Atheriniformes, Melanotaeniidae.